UAGAACUAUAGUAAUUUGCAGUUGGAGUAUGCACACGUAAUUUGGUGUAAUAUAUUGUGUAGUUUAGAAUUUGAGUAAGAACAAUGUAAGAUUUUUUCUAUUCAAAUUCCGUCUCGCGAUACAUCAAUUUAAGCAUCAGUUAACCUUUUUUUUUUUUUUUUUUUUUUUUAAGAACAAUAUAUAUAUUUUCACUAAGAGUGACAUUUGGGGUUAAUCCAUAAUAAUUCGGUAUCUUAUUUAUUUAUUUAUUUUUUUUAAAAAAGAGGGACAACUGGUGGUAAGUCACGGUUAUCCACCUCUUUUGGGGGCUGAGAAGACUCACAGAGACAUUUCAGCCUCCUCAUGGCCAUAAGUUUGGCUUCUACACUAGCAGCGGGUUUUUAACUCGUCAUUCGCAUGAGUUAAAUCUAAAAUCUUUCAACUAAAUAAGAAGGUCACUAGGCCAUAAUGCCAAGUGUGUACACACAUAUAUUGUGGUAAAGAAAAUAUGAUAAAAAAUGUUCUUCAAUAAUUUGUGUGAUACAUUAUUUGAGGAAAAAGAGCUGAGAAGAGUAUCAUUUUGAUGGAAUUGACUUGGUUGAUUGAAAAACAAGUCUUGAAUCAGGACAAGCAUAUAGUUGAACUCAGCCUAGGCCUCUCCGACUAAAUAAGCAUGCCUCCCCCUUCUUGCUUUUCUUUCUGAAUGCAGACCCUUGAACAAUGGCUCUCUUCAAACAAAUUUCACACCUCCAAACACAAACUUUUCCCUAUCUUCUCUUCCACUUCUUUCUCUUACUCUUACUACUCGGAAAUGUCAACUCGUUCUCCUUCAACAUCUCCAGUUUUGAUACAAACACAAAGGAUAUCACCUACCAAGGUGAUGCUUUCCCAUCAAGAGGAGUCAUUCAGCUGACAAAGAAUCAAGUUGAUGGUCCGCUAACUGAAAGCGCUGGUCGCGCCUCGUUUGCUCAACCAGUGCAUCUUUAUGAUGCCAGCACGGGGAGGCUCACCGACUUCACAACCCAUUUCACCUUUGUCAUGAAAGCCUUGGAUGAUACACGCUAUGGUGAUGGCAUCUCUUUCUUCCUUGCACCACUGGAUUCAAAAAUCCCGGAAAAUUCAACAGGGGGAUACCUUGGUCUAUUUAGCUCCAAUUCCAACUUCAACUCAACCAAGAAUCAAAUUGUUGCCGUGGAGUUUGACAGUUUUAAAAACAGUUGGGAUCCAAAUCCUGAUCAUGUAGGAAUCAAUGUCAACUCCGUUGUUUCAGUAGCCAACAUUUCGUGGAAAACUACCAUAAAAAAUGGAUCGGUAGCAAAUGCAUGGGUAAGUUAUAACUCCACCUCCCAAAAUUUAAGUGUUUUUCUAACAUAUUCUAAGAAUCCAGAGUUCAGCGCUGGAGAUUGUAGUGUUUCGCACAUAAUUGAUUUGAGGAAGGUGUUGCCAGAGCUGGUAAGUGUCGGUUUCUCUGCUGCCACGGGUGAAUGGGUGGAAAUACACAACAUUCUGUCUUGGUCAUUUAGUUCAACCCUGGAGAUCAGUAGUAAUAAUGAAGCAGAAAGAAAAAUAAGAAUUGGGGUUGGUUUAGGGGCGGGUUUCGGUUUUUUGAGUUGUGGAUUAGGUCUCUUUUGGUUCAUCUCUUGGAGAAAAAGGGCUAAGAAGAUAAAUGAGGCAUAUGAUAUAUCUAUGGAUGAUGAAUUUGACAAGGGAACUGGGCCGCGGAGGUUCACUUACCGUGAAUUAAAUCGCGCAACAAACAACUUCGCUGAGGGAGGCAAGCUUGGAGAGGGAGGAUUUGGAGGAGUCUACAAGGGUUUGCUAACUGAGUCAAACACAGAAGUGGCUGUGAAGAGAGUAUCUAGAGGAUCAAAGCAAGGGAAAAAGGAGUACAUAGCGGAAGUGAGGAUCAUCAGUCGGUUAAGGCACAGAAACUUGGUGCAGCUCAUCGGUUGGUGUCAUGAACAAGGUGAGUUCCUUCUGGUCUAUGAAAUUAUGCCGAAUGGAAGCCUUGAUUCCCAUCUGUUUGGAAUGAAGCUCCAUCUAACUUGGACAGUAAGGCACAAAAUAGCCCUUGGCUUAGCAUCGGCAAUUCUGUAUCUUCACGAGGAGUGGGAACAAUGUGUUGUGCAUAGAGAUAUAAAGUCAAGCAAUGUGAUGUUGGAUUCCAAUUUCAAUGCCAAGCUUGGAGAUUUUGGGCUUGCAAGGCUUGUAGACCAUGGCUUGGGGUCACAAACAACUGUAUUAGCAGGCACCAUGGGGUAUUUAGCCCCAGAAUGUGUGACAGAUGGAAGGGCUAGUAAAGAAUCCGAUGUCUACAGUUUCGGGGUAGUUGCCCUAGAAAUUAGCUGUGGAAGAAGGCCCGUCGAAGCAAAGGCAGAACCAAGCAGGGUAAGGCUGGUGGAGUGGGUUUGGGAUUUGUAUGGAAAAGACCAAAUACUUGAAGCUGUUGAUGAAAGAUUGAAUAAGGAAUUUAAUGAGCAGCAAAUUGAGUGCUUGAUGACGGUAGGGUUAUGGUGUUGCCAUCCUGAUCCUACCGUUAGGCCUUCUAUUAGGCAAGUGAUUAAUGUUCUCAAUUUCGAAGCCCCCAUGCCAAGCCUGCCUUCGAAGUUGCCAGUGCCAAUGUACUUUGCACCUGCAUUGAGUAUGUGUAGGUUCUCCUAUACGUCUAACCUCACCGGAUCAUCAGUAAAAGAUCGAACUCAGUGUUCGUGUAGCAGUUGCACUACCCAUAAUUCAUCACAGUCAGCCGGCUCUUCGAAAGCUCUACUGAAUUCGCGCACAGCCGCUGUGUAGCGAUGUGCCUCUAUUUCUCUUUUUUUUUUCUUUUUACUUUUUGUUUGAUUUCUUUGUUGUCCAUGGUUAAGAGCAGGAAUUCUUGUGUUUUCUAUUGUUUUCGUUUAUAGACAGAGUUGGCUUACUUAAAUAUUUGGUAAAUUAUUUUUAUGUUGUUAAUUAAAUAAAGUUGUACGAACGGCUGAUCAUAUAGUUUAGAUCAAUUUGAGCUUUGAACUUGUAUUAA
Messenger RNA from Pyrus x bretschneideri (Chinese white pear), 2998 nucleotides. RefSeq names its product L-type lectin-domain containing receptor kinase IX.1-like. The transcript has a single exon. Gene Ontology annotation, cellular component: plasma membrane. Gene Ontology annotation, biological process: protein phosphorylation. Gene Ontology annotation, molecular function: ATP binding; carbohydrate binding; protein kinase activity. Lineage: Eukaryota; Viridiplantae; Streptophyta; Magnoliopsida; Rosales; Rosaceae. The coding region runs from base 700 to 2772 and encodes 690 amino acids. The record is from RefSeq and is a predicted model, not a curated record.